Messenger RNA from Microtus ochrogaster (prairie vole), 1433 nucleotides. RefSeq names its product transmembrane protein 70 (gene Tmem70). Gene Ontology annotation, cellular component: mitochondrial membrane. Gene Ontology annotation, biological process: mitochondrial proton-transporting ATP synthase complex assembly. The record is from RefSeq and is a predicted model, not a curated record. Lineage: Eukaryota; Metazoa; Chordata; Mammalia; Rodentia; Cricetidae.
GCCUCGCCGCACUCGAGGUGUCGGUCGCGAGAGUCGCCUUUUGGCGUCCUUGGCGGCAGCUGGAACCUGGCAGCGCUCUCUCCAAGCUCGCGCCAUGCUGCUGUUGGCUCUGGGUGGCCGGUGGGCAGCGGGACUGCGGCCCGGCGGAUGGAGGACUCCCUGGUGUGCGGCCGCCGCGCUCCGAGGUUCCGGGGUCGCCUUGUGGCGUGCGGCCUCCCGCGACGAGCCCGCGCGACUACUGAGCGGCGGACUCCUGCGGGGAGUCCAGCCUGGCCCACGAGCCGGGGGAGCGCAGAUGCCCGUUUUUUGGGAGCGAUGUGUUCGAUGUGCACACACACAGUUUGAUAAACCAGAAGAUGGAAGGCUGAUUUAUACUGGGAACCUGGCCCGCACAGUAUUUGGUGUGAAAUGUUUCUCUUAUUCUACAAGUGUGAUCAGCCUUGCAUUUUUACCGUAUCUUUUUUCACAAAGUAAUGUGACGUUUGGAAGUCUGCCUCUGCAAAUCUUAUUUUAUGGAAUCAUGGGAACCUUCACAGUGAUCACGCCUAUGCUGCUUCACUUCAUUACAAAAGGCUAUGUCAUUCGGUUGUACCACGAAGCCAAAAGUGACACUUACAAAGCCAUCACUUACAAUGCUGUGCUUUCGGAAACCAGCACGGUGUUUCAUCAAAAUGACGUGAAGAUUCCAGAGAGCACACAUCUAUUUACCACCUUUUAUGCAAAAACAAAGUCACUGUUAGUUAAUCCAAUGCUCUUCCCAAACCCUGAUGACUAUAACCAUCUAAUGGGUUAUGACAAACCAUUCACUUUUGAUGUGGAAGAAGUCAAUGAAAAGAAACUGCAUGAGGAUGAAAAAUGAACCUAUUCUGUUUUGUUUACAUGCCAUGUAUAUUUCAGUGUGUAAUAAGAUUGCCUACAUUUUGUUAUUGUUAGUGAAUAAUUGUUUUUAAAAAAAAUACAGUUUAAAGCCCGAAGACAGUGCAGUUGGUAUAGUGUUUGCCUUACAUGAGGUCCUGGGUUUGACCCUCAUCAUAUAAGUAGGUAUGCUUGUGUACACCAGUAACCCCAGCACUUGGAAAAUGGAAGUAGGAAGACCAGAAAUUUGGGAUCAUCCUUGGCGAUUCUAGUAGGUUUGAGUCAGCCUGGACUGUGUAAGACCCUGUCUUAAAACAGAAUGUUGAUCUGGGUGGCUCACGCCUUAAAUCCCAGCACUCCAGCGGCAGAGGUAGGUGGAUGUCUCUGAGUUUGAGGCCGGCCUAAUCUAAUAGAGUUCCAGGACAGCCAGAGCUGUUAACACAGAGAAACCCUAUCUUAAAAAAACCAAAACAACAACAACAAAAAACCCACCAAAGACCUCAAAAGUUGAAACUAUCAAGCAGAAUUUCUGAUUAAUUUUCAGAUAAUGAUGUUCCCAUGUAAUAAAAUACAUUUAA